Acanthoscelides obtectus is the source of this 219-nucleotide messenger RNA. The record is from the annotation of a GenBank genome assembly. Lineage: Eukaryota; Metazoa; Arthropoda; Insecta; Coleoptera; Chrysomelidae.
AUGAAUAACGAUCAAUUCUAUAUAUGGUACCAAUGUGACCUUAAUGGGCUCCCAUCAUCACUAACAUCAACAUUCGUCCAAUUGGGUCCAGACCAAGACACUAUAGCCUUUUUGGAGCAGUCGGAGAGAAAAUCCGAUUGGAUUUUAACGCAGAUAUGGCACUCUAUCGUUAAGGCUAUCCUAGGGUUUUUCAUGACACAAACUUCUAUUAAUGGGUGA